ACUCACUCUUCUGCUAAACUUUUCUUCACUUUCUCCUUUCGACUUUUCCUAAGACUUUUUGUGGCUCUUGCUAUCUUUUGCUGCUGUUUUUCUGUGCUCUGCUCGUGUAAGAAUGAAGAACUCUAUCAGAGAUGGCCAAGCUACCAGAGACUCUCCCUCCUCUGAGGAUGAUGAACCUAUCCAACUCCCUGCGCUUGAUAACUCUGCCUUGAUUCGCCGGUUCCGGUUCACGGUGGUGGGUCGAGUCUUUCACACCGGCGGAAGGAGUAUGGAGGCUUUUCUGGCUUUUAUGCCAAGUGCUGGGAUUUGGGAUGUUGAAGGCAGGGCUAGGGAGGCCUUCAGAGGCAUUGGAGAUGCUAUCGGACGAGUGUCUGAAGUUGAUGUCACAGAGGCCAGAGUCCUUGUAGCUGUGAAUGUGACCAAGCCAUUGAAAUUCAAAAAGAGGGUCCUCACUGAUAAUGGAGAAGAAGUUAUGGUGUCUCUCACCUAUGAGAAGCUGUUUCGGUACUGUUUUACAUGUCAUUUGAUUUCACAUGAAGAACGGGACUGCCCUCAUCUCUCUGAAAACCAGAAGCAACUCAACAAAGACAGGAGAGGUGGUAUCUUUGCUAAUGGUGGUCGCAGGCCUGAGGAAGAACGAGCUCUUGCUGUUCGCAGGGAGAGAGAGCAUCGAGAUGGCAAUAGAAGCAGAGAGGAGAGACGAGGUGAAGCCCGUGUUUCGGGUCGCAGAUCCACAUCGGAGCUGUCUAGCAGAGCCACCAACCUUCCCUCUCAAAGCAGCAAUCCACCAGCUUCCCGACAAGUGAGACGUAAUCUCUAUUUGACUAAGGAAGUACCAAGGUCAGAUACAAACCGGAAUCCGGUUUGGCAACGCAUUGGAGUGGAAGCAGACAAGACACAUCACCGUAACAGAGAACCGUCCAUUCAAUCCUCUUCGGGAUCGCGGAAAAAACCUGAAGAUGUUCCUCAGAGGACAUUGGAGAUACGCCGGAGUAGUGAUGGUCAUAGGAUCCCGUUGCGAAGAAGAGAGUCUCCUCUUCGAAUCAGAUCACCUGCAAGAGAGGAGCCAAGCCUUGAGAACUGGAGAAGUUCUCGCCGUCCUCCUCGACACCAGUCAAACCGGUCGGAGAGAACACCAUCGGCUCACCGUGAUUUCCCUGCGGGCUGCGGCUCUAACCUUGCUGCUAAAGAAAAAGGGAAAGGCAAAAUGGUGGAUGUUGCUGCACACUGUGUGCUUGGAGACGAUGAGGCGAUUGACGCUGCAACUCCGGUCCCGGCGGAUUUUGAAUUCGGCUCUGGUUCCGGAACUGCUGCUGGUGCUAAUGAAGUUUUGGAUUCUUCUCUUCCUCACCCCCAAGAAAUCACGACUGGACAGGGCAAAGAGUUUCCCGCAUCUGCUGGCGAAGUGGGACGUGAAACAAUGAUGGAAGACGCCGCAGAGGAAGUCAACGAGGGGGAAGACUGGGUGGAUGAGGACGAUGGCUUAGCAGAUUGGGCGGAAGACGACACAGGGUUGUCAGAUUGGACAGAGGACGACACUCUUGCUAGGGUUCCUGACGAACAAUUGGAGAUUCAAUGCACCCAAGGUGGUGAUUCAAUCCCCUCUGAUUGGGAGAAUUUGGUUGAUGAGGAGGCUGAUACUGAGAAGGAAAUCACGGAGGAGGAUAUCCGGUUGAUGCAAGAGCUAGAGAAGGAGAUGAUUUUGGAUGGCCUUCUGGACAACGAUGACUUAUUGGGAGAGGAGCUGCUGGCCGGUGAUAACGAUGGGAUGAUGGAUGAGGAGGACAGCCAAGAGAGGACACUAUCUGAGGCGGUUGUCCCCAUUGUUCAUUCGCGAGUGGAGGUUCCGGCGACUUCUCAGUCACCGUCGAGCAAACGCCACCGGUCUCCGAGUCGUGAGAGAUCUGUUACAAGAAGAAGCUCUCGUUCUGAUGGACCAGCGGUUGGUGGGCCAGGAAGUGUAGUAACAGGCCCGGUUGAUCAAAAUGGGAUUUCUGAGCCCAAAAAUUCUGAGCCCAAGAAGACUGUGAUUCCCCAAAGUCCAAAACUCUUCACAGCAGCUUCCAGAAAAUUAAAGCUGUUUGGGCCUAAGAUCUCGCCUAAGAAGAGGUCGGCCCCUCCGGUUUCGGGCCCACUUGGAGAGGCUCCAUCACGAUCGGUAAAUAACAACCCUCAGCAGGAGGCGGUUUCAACCAUGAACAACAAGGAUAAGAAGAAGGAAGCAAAGGCAAAGAAGCCUAUGAUAGGUGAGGCGGAGUCCCGGAUCUCCCCCGAUCCGCCUACAUGAGGACUCUUGCGUGGAAUUGUCAAG
This is a messenger RNA of Arabidopsis arenosa, 2311 nucleotides long. Lineage: Eukaryota; Viridiplantae; Streptophyta; Magnoliopsida; Brassicales; Brassicaceae. The record is from the annotation of a GenBank genome assembly.